This is a messenger RNA of Mytilus trossulus (common blue mussel), 7707 nucleotides long. RefSeq lists its product as uncharacterized. Lineage: Eukaryota; Metazoa; Mollusca; Bivalvia; Mytilida; Mytilidae. Gene Ontology annotation, molecular function: DNA helicase activity. The transcript has 2 exons. The record is from RefSeq and is a predicted model, not a curated record. Gene Ontology annotation, biological process: telomere maintenance; DNA repair. The coding region runs from base 1 to 7707 and encodes 2568 amino acids.
AUGCCAAGAAGAAAAAAUUGGAGGGCAGCUGAGGCUAAACGUGGUGUGAAAAACCCAAAGAAACAGAGACUGACGGACUUGACUUGGGAUACUGGACCCAUUAACAGUACAAAAUCUGACCUUGACAUAGGUGAUACUGACACCUUCAACAACAGUAACUCAAAUAACAUGGGGGAUACUGACCUCCACACAAAUAUAAACAACAGUAACUCAAAUAAUAUGGGGGAUACUGACCUCCACACAAAUAUAAACAACAGUAACUCAAAUAACAUGGGGGAUACUGACCUCCACACAUAUAUAAACAACAGUAACUCAAAUAACAUGGGGGAUACUAACCUCCACUCAAAUGCAAACAAUAGUAACUUGAAACUACUUGAAAAAUCUGAAUUGAAUAAACUUGAAAUAUCUGAACUGAAUAUACUUGAAAUAUCUGAAUUGAAUAAACUUGAAAAAUCUGAAUUGAAUAAACACGAACAAUCUGAAUUGAAUCAAAACAGUAACAAUAACUGUGCAAAUCAAAACAGUAACAAUAACUGUGCAAAUCAAAACAGUAACAACAACUGUGCAAAUCAAAACAGUGACAAUAACUGUCUAAAAGAAACUUGUCACAUACAAACAGAUAUUCUGUCAAAUGAAUCAAACAAUAGUUAUGCCAAAAAAGAUUCUCAUUGUUUUAUCCAAACUAAUCUGUUGCAAGACCAAAAUGAACAAUUUAAAACUAAUUCAGAACAAGGAGUAUCAAAAUAUUACAAUUCUUUUAAUGCAAACUUUAUUAAAUUUGGAACUUUUGACCAGUAUGCCACAAAAUUUGCUGAUCAAAGCAGGGGAAACCAAUGUACUUGUAAUUGCUUAGUUUUCUUAUCACUUUCUUCUUUAAAUUUUGAUUCAAACACACUGAACCUGGAUUACAUUUUGAAUAAAGGUGAUGAAAUUUACAAGAAGCAUGUUCAAGAAUUAACAACACAGGGAUUAUUUAAAAAUAUGCUCUUAAAUUUUGAUGAAAUUCCUGUCAAAAUAGAAAUUCCUGAAGGGAUUUUUAUAAUUAACAAACAAAAUAUUCUGUUUGGAAUAGCUUUACAGUACCAAGAGUUGACUGGAUUUCUCACAUUACAAGAAGCAAUUCAAAAUUGUAUAAAGCAGUCGAACAAAUUUCUUAUUAUGAUUGGAGCCAUAUGUUCAGCAGUUUAUUAUUAUAAUCAUACAUACUAUUUUUUUGACACUCAUUCUCAUUCAGAAUGUGCACUCAAUAAUCCAUUAGAUUCCUCUGGCAAAAGUAUUUUGAUUGGAUUUGCUGACUUACAUGACCUCCUCAGUUACUUGUAUGGUUUUUACACCAGUUUACAAAUUGAUUUAGCCUCUCAAUAUGAAAUUUUACCUGUAAGUAUCACUAGUAAAGAUACUGACAAAGAUGUGACCAAGCAGAUUAAGAAUUACUUUAAGGAUCAGAAACUAAGGAACACAAAACAAAAAAAAGUUUCCUACCAGUAUAUGAAAGUACCCAAGUUUGUAUAUAUGAAAAACUACAUGCAAAAAAGAAGAAAAAACAAACAAUUCAAAGAAAAAGAAUUAAAUGCUAAAAGAUAUUCAAGAAAAGAUAAGAAUUACAGAAAAACAGAAGCACAUAGAAAGAAGUCUCAGAGAGAUAAUUCUGAUAUAAGACAGAUUGAGAGACAAAGAGAACUUGCUUCGAAAAGAGAGGCUAGAAAGAAUGAAGAUUUCAAAAAAACAGAACUUGCUGCUAAAAGAGAAGUUAGAAAGGAUAAAAAUUAUAGAAGAGCUGAAGCAGAAAGUAAAAAGUCUCAAAGAGAUAAUCCUGAUUUAAGACGGAUGGAAAGACAAAGAGAAUUUGUUGCUAAAAGAGAGGCUAGAAAGAAUGAAGAUUUCAAAAAAACAGAACUUGCUGCUAAAAGAGAAGUUAGAAAGGAUAAAAAUUAUAGAAGGGCUGAAGCAGAAAGUAAGAAGUCUCAAAGAGAUAAUCCUGACAUAAGACAAAUGGAAAGACAAAGAGAACUUGCUGCUAAAAGAGAAGUAAGAAAGGAUACAAAUUAUAGAAGGGCUGAAGCAGAAAGUAAAAAGUCUCAAAGAGAUAAUCCUGAUUUAAGACGGAUGGAAAGACAAAGAGAAUUUGUUGCUAAAAGAGAGGCUAGAAAGAAUGAAGAUUUCAAUAGAAGAGAACUUGCUGCUAAAAGAGAGGCUAGAAAGAAUGAAGAUUUCAAUAGAAGAGAACUUGCUGCUAAAAGAGAGGCUAGAAAGAAUGAAGAUUUCAAUAGAAGAGAACUUGCUGCUAAAAGAGAGGCUAGAAAGAAUGAAAAUUUCAAUAGAAGAGAACUUGCUGCUAAAAGAGAGGCUAGAAAGAAUGAAAAUUUCAAAAGAAACGAAACAAAAAAGAAAAAAAUUGCCAGACAAGAUGAAAACUACAGAAAACAUGAGUCAAAACGAGACUUCCACAGAAAACAAGAAUAUAGGUCACAUCCAGAAAAUUUAGAAAAUGAGCGUUUGAAGAAACAAAGUUCAAGACAGAAAAACCUAGAUAUAGACAGAUGUUAUGAAAAGACAGUCAAAAGUACUAAAAGAAAAAACAUUGAUUUUACAGAUCACGAAAAAGACCUCAAAAAGAAAAGAACUCACGGUAUAACCCUUGAUACUUGCAUUAGAAAUUUUAAAACCAAAAUUAAUGAAGGUCCUACAUAUAUAUGUACUUCUUGUCAUCAAACUUGGUUCUGUGAUUCUGUAGUUAAUGCUAAAACUAUUAAAAUGAAUACUCCUGCUAACAUGUCUCAUUGUUUUACAAAUUUUAAAUCUGUACAGCACAUAGAAUGGAUAUGCCACACUUGUCUAAAUGCAAUUAAAAGACAAAAAAUACCUCGCUUUGCAAUAGCAAAUAAGAUGGGAUUUCCCCAAAAACCAAAAGAAUUAAAUUUGUAUCCCUUAGAAGAGAGACUGUUAUCAUUAAGAAUUCCUUUUAUGCAGAUUCGACAGUUGCCUAGAGGUGGACAGUUAUCAGUUAAAGGCAAUGUUGUAAAUGUGCCUGUUGAAGUUCAACCUACAAUAAAUUCACUUCCUCAUACAUUAGAGAAAUCAGGAACAAUAUCAGUUAAACUGAAGAAGAAGCUUGAAUUCAAAAAGUGUGAUUUUAGUGAAAAUGUGAGACCAUUUGCUGUCAUUUGUGCAUUACAUUAUUUGAUGAGAACAAGUGAAUUUGAAGUAGAUGAAAGUGAAACGCAUGUUGGAAACACAGAUACACUGUUAGAUCACAUUCCAGACGACAAUCCACUAUGUGAUGCAGGUUUAACUUUUGCUCCUGGUGAAGGUCAACGACCAAUUAGUCUCUACAGUGAUCCUGAUGCAGAGUACUUAUCUUUUCCAACUAUAUUCUGUGGUCAACGAAGGCCAGAUAACAAAGACAGGUCUGUCUCUGUUCACUUUACUGAUAUUGUCAAAUGGGAACUAAGGUCCAUGGAUAGGAGAGUAGCACAAUCUGUACCAAAUAUAUUUUUCAAGUUAAAAAAAAUUCAGUUAAAAAACAUAAGUGAUAAGGUCAAUCUUGCUCUAAGAAGGUGUCAAUCAGAAGGAAAAAAAUGGACAGCAAAAGAUGUACUCAAUCCUAACACUGUAAAUGAUCUUGUAAGAUUAGAUGAAGGUUAUUAUAUCUUUAGAAGUUUAAGAAAUUCUCCAGUAUACCUUGAAAAGAGGAAGAAAGAUUUGUUUGCAAUGAUCAGACAGUUGGGUCUUCCAACAUGGUUUGGCUCUCUUUCAUCUGCAGACACUAAUUGGAAAGAUUUGUUACGAAUUCUUGGCAAAUUAAAUGAUGGCAAAGAAUAUACUGACAAUGAAUUGGAAGGAAUGGAUUGGCAUCAGAAAUCUAAACUUGUUCAGAAAGACCCUGUGACAUGCUCUAGAUAUUUUGAUUAUCGUGUCCAACAGUUUAUUAACUUGGUGUUGAAAAGUGAUCAUGAUCCUAUUGGAAAAUUGACAGAUUUUUUUUAUAGAGUUGAAUUUCAACAGAGAGGUUCACCCCAUAUUCAUAUCUUGAUCUGGAUUGAAAAUGCACCAGUUUAUGAAAGUGAUUCAAAUGAAGAUGUUGUAGCAUUUAUUGAUAAAUAUGUCUCCUGUUCACUUUUAGAAACUAAUACUAAUUUAGUCAAUUUGCAGGUUCAUAAACAUUCAAAAACAUGCAGAAAAAAAGGUCACCCAAUUUGUCGUUUUGGUUUCCCCCUUCCACCUAUGAAAGCAACAGUAAUCUUAGAGCCUUUAAAAGAAAAUGAUGACAUAGAAAAGUACAAAGCUAUAUAUAAAGAAAUACAAAACGAAAUUAAUACACUUCACAAUUCUGAAGAUAUAGACCAGAUGACAUAUGACAUGUUUUUAGAUGAUGUGUUACAAAUGGAUGAUGAAAAUUAUAUUAAGGCCAUAAGAAGCAACUUGAGUGGUCCAAAAGUUUUUCUCAAACGAAAACCAUCUGAAGUCCGUGUUAAUGGUUACAUGAAAACUGUGUUGAUAGCCUGGCAAGCAAAUCAUGAUUUACAGUAUGUUUUAGAUGCAUUUGCAUGUGCAGUGUAUAUUGUUUCAUAUAUAAGCAAGUCACAAAAAGGUAUGAGUGCAUUACUAGACCAAGCAGCAAAAGAAGCCCGACAGGGAAAUUUAGACUUGAAGCAUCAAGUAAGGCACAUUGGGAAUUACUUUUCAAAUUCUGUUGAAACAAGCGCACAAGAAGCAACAUACUUAACACUACAGAUGCCUUUAACAAAAGCUACAAGACAAGUCGUAUUCAUUAACACGUCUCCACAACACAAAAGAACUUUUCUCCUCAAGCAAUCAUCGGUUCUAGAAAAACUAGGCCCAGACUCUACUGAAAUAGAAUCAGACAAUGAUAUUAAAAGGUACUCGCGUAGACCAAAACAACUGGAGAACUGGUGUUUAGCAGAUUAUGUAUCUCAGCUUGAAUUGCAGUAUCCUAAAACUGAGUCCUCAGAUGAUCACGAAACAGAAGAAAAAGAUCAUGAAUCUGAUAAUGAAAAUGAAGCGGCAAAUGCAGAUAUUAUAGAAGAAAUCAAUAACAAAAUCGACAUAACCCUGAAGAAUGGUAUUCGAAUAUAUCAAAGAAAAACACCUAAGGUUAUAAGAUAUGUUAAAUACAAUUACAAGACUGACUCUGAAAACUUCUACAGAGAACGCUUAAUGUUAUUUUAUCCAUGGAGAAAUGAACUUUCAGAUUUGCAAUGCGAACAUGAAACAUUCGAAAACAUGUACUUGACCGUUGCAAGAAUUUUAGAAAAAAAAGCUAAGCAAUAUGAAGGAAAAGUGAUAGACCUAGAGAAAGCUAUAGAAGAGGCAGAAAACGAUUGUAAUGAGAAUGAUCAAAUAGCACCUGCCACACAGCAAGUAGAAAUGGAAGAUGCUGAAAUAGGCCCAACAGAAUCUGAACAGUAUGUACAUUUCAAUCCAGAUAGACCAACAGAACAUAGACUGUAUGAUAUGUCCCGUGAAGUUGGAAUAGAAGCAAGAACAGUAGAAUUGACAAAUCAUGCAAACAGAAUAAGUGAGAGGGAUUAUUUUGAUUUGAUAAGAUCCUUGAAUAAGAAACAGUGGGAAUUUUUCCAACAUGUUGUCACAUGGGUUAAAACAAAACAUGAACCAUUUUAUACAUUUUUGACAGGUGGAGCAGGAUGUGGAAAAUCUGUAGUUGUAAGAACAAUAUUUCAAGCUUUACACAGACACUUAUGCUCUAUUGAAGGUGAGGACCCUGACGAUAUUAGAAUUCUUCUUUGUGCUCCUACUGGAAAGGCAGCUUACAAUAUAAAUGGUCUGACCAUUCACAAUGCUUUCCAGAUACAACCAAAUAAAGGACUUGACCAGUCAUUGUCAUGCGAUGUUCUCAAUACACUCAGAAUGAAAUACAGAAAUUUGUCUCUGAUUUUGAUUGAUGAAAUUUCAAUGGUUGGAAAUAAAAUGUUCUCUUUACUGGAGAGAAGGCUGAAAAAAAUCAAGGGAAGCAACUGUUCAUUUGGUGGCGUGAGUAUCAUAGCUAUUGGUGACUUUUUCCAACUCCAACCUGUAUUUGACAGCUGGAUUUUCAAUGAUCUAAGCAAAGGAUUAACAGCAUUAGCUCCUAAUUACUGGAAAUUAUUAUUUUCUUUUCAUGAACUAACUGAAAUAAUGAGACAAAAAGAUGAUUUGGAAUUUGCUCAAUUACUAAAUAGGUUGAGACAAAAUCAGCUGACUGAAAAUGAUUUUGCAGUUUUAAAUACAAGAACUGUUUCAAUCAGUGAUCCAACAUACAGAACUAAUGCUACUCAUUUGUUUGUUGAAAAUGCUUUAGUGGAUAAUUUUAAUUUGCAAUACAUAUCUAAAUUAGGCUCACAAAAGGUUAAAGUUACAGCAGUUGACACAGUUUGUGGGGAUUUACCAGCAUCUGUAAAAACAAAAUUACUUAGUUCUUUACCAGAAAAACAGUCUGAUACAGCAAACCUUGCAAAGGAAGUAGUAUUAGCAAUUGGGAUGAAAUAUGAUCUUACAGCUAAUAUUGAAGUCACUGAUGGUCUCACAAAUGGUUCAACUUGUGAACUUAAAUUGAUAGAGUGCAAAACGAAAUCUAUAAGACCAAGUAUCAUAUGGGUUAAGUUUGAGGAUGCCAGAAUUGGUGCUAACAAUAGAAGAAAAUAUUCCCACUUGUUUGGAAAAGAUGUUGAAAUUACAUGGACUCCAAUGUUUGAUAUUAAAAGGUCAUUUACUUAUAAAUAUAAGACCUUUGAAAGAAUUCAAUUUCCUCUUCGUCCAGCAGCUGGAAAAACAAUUCAUAAAUCGCAAGGAGAUACAUUACAAGAAGUUGUUGUUAGUCUGAAAUCAAAACGUAAAGGAAAAAUUCCACAUAUUCACUAUGUUGCACUAAGCAGAGUCACAUCUUUAACUGGAUUACAGAUAUUAGAUCUCAAUCAACAAGCAAUAGCUGUAGCAGAGUGUGUUCGACAAGAAUUACACAGACUAAGGACAGAUGCAACUCUACAGUUGUGCUUUAAGCCAUUGUAUAAUUUAUCAAGUAACUAUUUUAAAGUCGUUUUCAACAACUCAAGGUCAUUGCAUGCUCACUUUAAUGAUAUAAAAUCAGACCCUAACAUCUUGGAUGCUGAUGUUAUUGGUAUUGCUGAAUCAAGACUUAUAUCAACAGAUGAAAAUGGGGAUUUUCAUUUACCUGGUUUUGAACCACCAGUUCGGUUAGACCAAAAGCAAACAAACUUUAAUACAAGACCACCUCAUGGAUUGGUAUUAUAUUAUCGAAAUAAUUGUAUUCUUCACAAUACAGUCACUUUCUCAACUCCAUCGUUAGAGUUUGUUAUAGCAGACAUAAUAUCACCUAGCAAAGGUGUUUUUCAGAUUGUCUUUGUUUACAAGGCACCAAACUGCAAAUUGCAACAACUAAAAGAUACUUUCCUUGUAAAUCUUCUUCCUGAUGUGUAUUUAAGACUUCCAAAAAUUAUCAUAAUGGGAGACUUUAAUAUUGAUUUAAACACUGGGAACACUUCUUUUUUAAAGUUCAUGAGAGAUUCAUUUUGCUGUUCACAAAUUGUGUCUAAACCUACUACAUCUUCUGGUACACUGUUGGACUUAAUUUUCCUAAAUUUUGAUAGUAAGAUAAACUUUGAAACAGAUGUUCUUGAUUCCUAUUGGUCAGAUCAUAAAGUUAUAUAUGUAGCCAUUGAAACACAAUGA